GUGUCCUCCGCCCACAUGAACAAGGCUGGGGUGUUCUUUGUUGAUGAAAUUCGCAAGGCUGAGGCAGUUAUAGCUAGUAAGGUUGUGAUUAGAGACACACUGGCAAACGUUCUCCCCCUCGGUACCCCCGCUAAAAAAGUGACCCUGUCUAACGUACCCCCAUAUAUUAGUGAUGAUGUCCUGAACAAACAGCUGUCUAGAUUUGAUAAACUUGUAUCACCAAUAAAAAUGAUACCAGCAGGCUAUAAAGACCCCGAGCUCAGACACAUUGUCUCCUACAGGAGACAUGUGUAUAUGAUUUUAAACAACAGGGAUGAAGAUCUGAAUAUCAUGUUUAAAAUAAAAAACGACAAAGACAGCGAUCAGAUAAAUGAUAAACAAGACAGUGGAGGAAAUAGUGCUCAAACAACCGGACAGGAAAAAAACAAACAACAAGAAAGUAACGCCGAGGGUCAAGAAGCAGUAAAAAACACUGAGCAGGAAACCAAUCAGAUGGAGACAGAAAAGGAAAACCCCCAAGCUAAUGUAAGUGAGUGCACUGAACAGGACACACAACUGACUGAGAGUCAGAGUAAUGUUGAGUGUUCAGCUUCAGAAAACACAGACAUGAUCGUAGAUGAUGCAGGUUUUACUCUGGUUAGGUCAAAAAGGAAAUCUAGAGCAGGAAACAGUGGGCCUCAGACAAGAAAGAAGGGUCUAGCUAAAAUGGAAAAUGAAAAACUAGCCAUAAACAGUGAAGAACCAGAAACCAAAUCUAGCAGUGACGACGACAUGAAUGCGGAAACAGAAAGUGAUGAAGAACAGAAUAAUGAUGAACAAACAGACGGUUACGAAGCUAAAGAGAUAAAGUGUUUUCUUCAAAAAACAAAAAACAUGACAGGAGUCAGAGUAGACCAGUACUUUCCCGACAAACAGAACUUUGUAAACUCAGCAACAGUUAUAAUUAAAGAAAAGAACAAGGACUUCACUCACCAAGAAAUAUUUAGAUUGAAAAAGUUCGUAACCAGGACCAGACAAGAUCUUCUGUGUGAGGAUGAGGAGAGCGUAUAAAAAACCCCGGUUGAACAAUGCUGAUCGUUUUCCUUUUUUAAUUUUAUUUAUGACUGAUUUUAACAUCGCUUCCUUAAAUAUACGGGGGGGAAGGGGUGUAAGAAAACGGACGGAUCUAUAUGAACUAAUUAAACUCAAACACAUAGAUGUAAUGUUCACACAGGAAACACACAGCGAGAAGAAAGAUGGGGCUAAAUGGAUGAUGGAGUGGGAUGGAGGGGUGGUGCUGAGUUCAGUAAGCUCAGUGAGUGCAGGAGUGGCCAUUCUCUUUAACAAACACUUCUUACCCGAAUCUUACACCAUACAGGAAGUGAUCACUGGAAGAUUAUUGUUAGUUAAAGCUAAGUAUGAAC
Messenger RNA from Hemibagrus wyckioides, 1403 nucleotides. RefSeq lists its product as uncharacterized. Bases 16 to 1050 code for a protein of 344 amino acids. Lineage: Eukaryota; Metazoa; Chordata; Actinopteri; Siluriformes; Bagridae. The transcript is spliced from 2 exons. The record is from RefSeq and is a predicted model, not a curated record.